AUGGCUACUGUGAUUGAUUUUCAAACAGUUUCCUUCAGUCAGCAGCAAAGAGGCAUGCAACGUCUUGAAGCAAACUUAGAGACUUUGGUGAAUGUAGAAAAGCAAUGUACCAUUGACUUGGUGAUAAAGAAGGUAUACUGUCCACACAGAAACUUGACAGAAGUUCCAGAUGAUCUUCUAAUGGACGUUGAGAUUCUUGACUUACAGUCCAAUCGUAUCCAUACUCUGGUAAAUACUUCUUUUACAAGAUAUACCAACCUUAUCAUCCUGAACCUAUCCGGGAACAAUAUCUGCUACAUUGAACCUGCCACUUUUGCCACACUGACACAUUUGCAGGAUCUUGAUCUGAGUUAUAAUCAGGGUAUUCAGUUGAGAAACCCAGGUGGAAUCCCAUGGUCUUGGAACCUAACCAGGAUAACACUAGCAAACUGCAACAUUAAACGUCUUCCGACAGACUUUAUGGAGUGGUUCCCAAAGCUUAGAGAUGUGAGCUUCCUUAAUAAUGAUAUUUCAAAUGUCAAUGUAACAUGUUCUCCAUUCAGAGCAGAGCGAAUCACCAAGAUGUCUUUCUGUGGUAACCAGAUCCAUGAACUGAUUCCUGAGACAUUUAGAUUGGACUGUGAUGUUGAUUAUCUGGAUUUGCUGAGAAACGGAAUCAUUCGCAUCUCUCCACAUGUUAUCAGUUUGCUUCGUGUGAAGAGUUUAUCGUUUGGUUGGUUCAGGCUCACCAGUCGUUCAUGGAUCAAUCUCUUCACAGGAAUCGCUCAAUCUGGGAUUAGACAACUAUCGAUGCUCAACACACCCUUAGACAUUACUCUAGAUUUGUUUAAUCCCUUGCAUAACUAUCCUCUUUUCAAGUUGCACCUAUCUCACAUCUACCUACAACGUAUCAAUCACUCUGCUUUUUCGAAUCUAACUCAAAAUCAGCUGGAUUGCAAUUGCAAGAUAGCAUGGCUUCUCGACUGGUUACAGAGUUCCUCAAAUCUAAAACUUGUUGCUGAAAGCAAAACAAUUUGUUCAAUGGCAUCACUUGAAAACUUAGGAGGUAAACCACUGUUGACAUUUGAUCCAAAACACUACUGUGGUCCAGAUAUAGGCCUCCUUUGUUCUCUUCCACUUGCACUUGUUGGACUAUUUGCCAUGAUGUUUGCCAUCCACCGCUAUCGCUGGCUUUUUAGUUACAAACUCUUCUUGCUGAAGCUGGCUGUAGUUGGUUACCAGGAAGUUGUAGAUGCACGUCAUCAUGGUGAUUUUGAGUACGACCUCAACAUCAUGUUCCUGGAGGAUGAUGAACAGUGGGUCCAAGAGCACCUAAGACCAGUUCUUGAAGAAAGGCUUCCAAACUUCAAUAGAAUCGUCUUUGGUGAUGAGGAUCUUGUGAUUGGUAUGCACUACUUCGAUGCUGUCUUCCAUGCUGUUGAGAAAAGCUUCAAGACUGUCUUGCUUUUCAGCCGUGCUGCUUUCCAGGACAACUGGUUCAUGAUCAAGUUUCGAGUGGCCUUCGAGCAGGUGAAUGAUGCUCGGAUGGAGAAUAUUGUGGUGAUCUUCAUUGAGGACAUCCCUGAUGCAGAGCUACCAUACCUGGUCAGGUUGUACUUGAGUGAGAGAAGAACCUAUCUCUGGUGGGUGGAAGAUGAGAGACAUCAGGAAUACUUCUGGAAUGAACUAAUUCUAACUCUCCAAAGCGAUAAUAUGAGAUGGAAUAACAUGAUCCCACUUGAAUGA
Messenger RNA from Lytechinus pictus (painted urchin), 1725 nucleotides. RefSeq names its product toll-like receptor 3. Gene Ontology annotation, molecular function: protein binding. NCBI's taxonomy places the organism in Eukaryota, Metazoa, Echinodermata, Echinoidea, Temnopleuroida, Toxopneustidae. The record is from RefSeq and is a predicted model, not a curated record. Gene Ontology annotation, biological process: signal transduction. The coding region runs from base 1 to 1725 and encodes 574 amino acids. The transcript has 2 exons.